AUGGCCAUGAUCGGUCUCCCUAUUCAGUCAGGCGUCUAUCCUGGGCCUCUACUUGAAAAACUCGCCACUGACGGUGGCACCGAGUCCGCCCGUGUGACGCUGGGCUACAAGGACAGAAACAGCAAGAAGAAUGUCCUUGUUGACAUCUCCGACCCGGGCGUGCUCGUAAGGAGCAAUGGCCGCGACUUCCCUAGAGUCACCAGCCUCCUGGAUGACCUCCGUUAUAGCGGCUUUAGUCACCACCUGGAGGGCACCUGCAGAUCAAGUUCCUGA
Messenger RNA from Colletotrichum paranaense, 273 nucleotides. RefSeq lists its product as uncharacterized. The coding region runs from base 1 to 273 and encodes 90 amino acids. NCBI's taxonomy places the organism in Eukaryota, Fungi, Ascomycota, Sordariomycetes, Glomerellales, Glomerellaceae. The transcript has 2 exons. The record is from RefSeq and is a predicted model, not a curated record.